This is a messenger RNA of Acipenser ruthenus (sterlet), 3967 nucleotides long. RefSeq names its product calcipressin-2-like. Gene Ontology annotation, biological process: calcium-mediated signaling. Lineage: Eukaryota; Metazoa; Chordata; Actinopteri; Acipenseriformes; Acipenseridae. The coding region runs from base 237 to 959 and encodes 240 amino acids. The transcript has 5 exons. The record is from RefSeq and is a predicted model, not a curated record. Gene Ontology annotation, cellular component: cytoplasm; nucleus. Gene Ontology annotation, molecular function: nucleic acid binding; calcium-dependent protein serine/threonine phosphatase regulator activity.
CCUCAUUUCAAUAGUUGACGGUGUAAAUAUCAAGUGAAAUGUUGCUUGCUGGCAGGCAAUUGGUGAUUCAAACUGCCUGUUAUAUCAACGUCAAGGGAUUAUCUGGGCACAGCUGGAAUAGAGGGUUGACUCACGGAGGAAGGUGAGAGACUGGUCCAGUACAGCCUAGCAGACAGAUUUAAAAAAAAAACGAAAAAACGAGAGACCGGAAAGAUUCUCCCUCUGCUGUUUCAGGAAUGAAAGGAGAGCCUUUAUUCAGAGGAAUGAGAGACGGCAGUUUUUAUCGAGACUUUCGCCUUUUGGAAGGAGGACGGGUCUUCAUUCCCCAGCACACGGACAGACAGUAUGCACUGGGACCCAGCUUCCACCAGAUCACUGAUUUCAAUGACCUGCCCACUUCACUGUUCGCAUGCAAUGUCCACCAGUCUGUGUUUGAAGAAGAAGGUGGGAAGGAACAUUUCGAGGCACUCUUCCUUGCUUAUGAUGAGCAUGUGACAUUCCAGCUGUUUAAAAGCUUCAGGCGUGUGCGGAUUAACUUCAGCAACCCCAAAGUAGCGGCCAGUGCCAGGAUAGAGCUGCACGAGACGCAGUUCAGAGGAAAGAAGCUCAAGCUUUACUUUGCCCAGGUGCAAAACCCAGGUACAGAUGGAGUUAACUUGCACCUGGCUCCUCCAAAGCCAUCCAAACAGUUCCUAAUCUCCCCACCAUCAUCACCGCCUGUAGGAUGGCAACAGAUAGAUGAUGCCACUCCUGUGAUCAACUACGACCUGCUUUAUGCAGUUGCAAAACUAGUGCCUGGAGAGAAGUAUGAGCUCCAUGCAGGAACAGAGUCGACACCCAGCGUGGUCGUCCACGUCUGUGACAGCGACAACGAGGAAGAGGAGGAACCCAAAAUCUGCCCCAAACCAAAAAUCGUCCAGACGAGACGCCCCGAUCUCCCUAUGACCAUGCCUCACUGAAUUCCCUGCCAGAAAGAAGGAAACCUGUUCUGCUGUCUCUCUCAAACACACAUGUUUCUCUCGGAACGCAGUUGUCUUUCCCUCACAGGAACUUUGAUGCUCAGUAACCUUUCGCUGUCCACACAGUCGUGCAGCAAGGGCUAGAAGGGGCUUGUUCUGUGUGUACCUUGCUUGUAACACACAGCCAUUAAUAUAUGUUCACAUCAUAUGUUCUGUGGGUACCGCAUCAUUGCGUUUUCAUGAUUUGUUUCCUUUCGGUUUUAUUGUAUUCAUUCUUUGUUUGGUAACCGGUGGUCGGCAGUGGAAGUCAGUGAUGUUUGAGUAAUGCCUCCAAUGGAAACAAAGCCUCAACUGAAAAGAAAAUGGGAGUUUACUUUUCAAAGGACAAUGGUCAUGCACUUAACACUACUUACCACUGGCAGCUGUAUCACUGAAUAGUACAUUUUUCUAAGGGCAUGCUAGUCAUUUAAUAAAGUAAAGGUGACUGAAAUACAGUGCUGCAUGAGUUGACAUAACCUGAAUACAUACAGUCUAGAAUACAUUUAAAGUCCUCAAACUGUUUUUUGACAUAAAAACCAAUUAAAUGCAUGCACUGACCCCUAAAUGUUAAACACAUUAUCUCUGUUACUGUGGGUAACUCUUCAUUCUUUAUUAUUCUUGUGCCUGACAAACGAUGAGUACAAGGUGAUAUUUUUGUAUCUGAAAAUAUUGGAGCCGGUUACAUAAAUCCAAUCAAACUUCAUUUUAGUAAAAUGCCUGGAGUCUGUAAACGUGUGUUUUGUCAUCUAAAUAGUUUAGAAUGCAUCUGUUUUCUAGCAAACUGCAUGAUCGUCAUUUAAAAAAUAAGAAGUGUAUUGCUAACAAUCAGGGGACUACUGUAUAAUUUUGCCACAAUAGUGCCACAAUGGUUAAGAGUGUAGUGUUUUUUUUUUUUAAACUUUCAUAUCUAGACAGCAGGGUAGAGGGUCUUUAAACCUUUUGAGUCAGAAACACUUUGUGGCAUUAUCUGCUGAAAUCGUUCAACGUUUUUGAUAUAUUAAAUCGAAUAACCAGAUUCUGAAUUGGUUAGGUGCCUCUAAUAAAUGCAAGAAAAUGCUACUAUGACUAGCGCUACAACAUUACUUAAUUUAGCAGAACAUAAGAGCACUUUUAACACUAGGAUUACUGUGGAAAAACAAUCAGCUCUAGUAAGUAAUUAAAAAAAAAAAUUGAAGUGUUAUUAUAUUUUGAAUAAGAUGGAGGAUGAAAAGAGGAUUUGAGACAGUGAUCCAUUUUUUUCGAUUCAGAUUUUCUCCUUAAGAUGUCAGUUUAUAACUGCAUAAUAUCGCAUCUCAGCUUUUCAAUAGCCCUUUACUCACACGUACAUGUAGGUGCAAUAUUAGUGAACAAAAAAGCAUUUUAGAAAAAAGUUUAUAUGUGACAAUAAUGGAUAGCCUGCAACUCUGUACUGAAAAAGCGAUCCUCUUUAUUUCUUCAAAUCUGGACAGUAAACACACUGACUCACCAUGACUGUGAUACACAAGUGAUCUUAGAGUGGAAAUAGCACUACCCAACUGCUAAGCCUUUACAACACUCUAAAAGAUUGUAUACGAAAUAAAAAUGACUUAUAACUCUCCAGUAGACGUCAAAGUAGGACUUAUUGGAAACCUGUUGAUUUCAUAGGUGUGCUAGAAGAUUCUAGAACAGUCACAAAGGGUAAACUCAAAAAUAUGUAAUAUUGCUUUAUGGAGAGCAUCUUUUUCCCCCAUUUCUGCGGUGAAAUUCAGUUUAACAGAGGAACAGUACAUAUAUGUUUUAAAAUUCAAGAACUGUAUUUAAUAGCAGCAGAGAUUGCAGAGAUGACUGUUUGGUAUAAUUGUUUAAUCAUACACCUGACUAUAUGCCUACAAAAUCCCUGACUUUGUGCAAGUGUACCUAGAAGAAUUGAUGCUGUUUUGAAGGCAAAGGGUGGUCACAACAAAUAUUGAUUUGAUUUAGAUUUUUCUUAUGUUCACUCACUUUGCAUUUAGUUAAUUGAUAAAUAUAAUCUAUUAACACGUCUAUUUUUGAAAGCAUUCUUACUUUACAGCAUUUUUUCACACCUGCCUAAAACUUUUGCACAGUAUUGUAUGUAACUUAUUACAUUGCCACAUGUGCAAUUACUAUGAAAGCCCACUGAAAAUAAAGUGUUACAAUUACAGUGAAAUCCCCUGAUGUGGUUAUGGUUUUAUACAGUACCUUGAUUACAUUACACAAAGUGGUUGCGUUUGUAAAGGGUAAAUAGCAAAGGGAAUAGAAAUGUUAUCAAGCCUGAAUUAAAUCAGUGUAUGGCGGUGCCAUAACUAUACUUUAUCGUGACUAUGGCGCUGCCAUCAUUUUGAAUGAACCCAGACCCCAGUAAAUGCAAUCUCGUGUCCAUUAGGAAUCCUGUUUUGUUUUUUACUUGCGUUUUUUUCUUUAAUGUUCUGAAGCUAAUGGUGCCGUUAUGAAUUCAUAUAUGUUCAUUUCAGUUCACACUGAUCAGUCUUUGGGAACAUUUGCUUUUAGGGGGUGGGUGGAGGUGGAGGGGGUGGGGAGUCAUUUGUUAUGGCCACCAUUUUCAAAAAUGCUCUUGCUUGCAAAAUAAAAAAAAAUGCGUAUUACAAAUUUUAGUUUUCUCUGGGUUUUAUAUAAUUUUGCACCAAACAUUAAGACCCUGCACCUUGUUGUGAUGUAACUGUCAACUAAACUUUUUGUGUGAUUAUCAUAAUUUUUUGUAAUACUAAUCCUGCUUUAUAGAAGUGUAUUUGGAUUGGGAAGUAGCACUAUUGUUGAUAAACUAUAUGUCUUUUGUGUAUUAUUGUCAUUAAUGUAUUGUUCGUCUAAGUGUUAGAACUGCCUGCUACACUAAUGUGACAUAUCUGUAUAUAUUAAUCAAUACUAUUUUUACUGCAUUUUUGUACAAACAUGCAUUGUAGGUAUGUACUAGUAGUUGAACUGAUUCGAAUGUAGUAUUAAAGAGUUUGGUUUUAACUCAGUUUUGAAAGACA